CCACCUCUGAACGUCAACGUCAGCAGCCAGGGCAGGCCUACUAGCCUCUUUCUGAGCUGGGCAGCCCCAGGGCCAGACAAGCUGAGCCAUGCCCUCCGCCUCACCCGCCUGAGUCCCCUGGGCUCUCCAGAAGGGCAGCCGCUCCAGGCCCACACCAACGCAUCCAGCUUUGAGUUCCGGGACCUGGUGCCAGGAAGUCGCUACCUGCUGGAGGUGACUGCCCUGCAAGCCUGUGGACAGAACACCACCGUCACAAUCACCGCCCGCACCGCCCCAUCGACUGUCUGCAACUUGCAGUUCUACAGCUCUGGGAGCCCAUCCAGCCUCGAGGCCUCUUGGGGGGCUGCCCCCGGGGAGCAGGAUGGCUACCAACUUCUCCUCUACCACCCAGAAUCCCAGACACUGGUGCACAAUAUCUCCAUGCCACUGGGCACCCUGUCCUAUAAUUUCAGCCACCUCCUAGCAGGUAGUGAGUAUGUUCUGGAGGUUACUACCUGGGCUGGCAACCUCCAGGCGAAGACCAGCGUCCACCAGUGGACAGCCCCCGUGUCUCCUCCCAAGCUGGUGCUGCGGACCCUGGGCACCAGUGCCCUACAAGCCUCCUGGAACAGCUCCGAGGGGGCUGCCUGGCUCCGCCUCGUGCUCACGGACCUCCUUGGUGGCACCAACCUGACCGCGGUGGUCAGACGGGGGCUCUCCAAUCACACCUUCCUGCACCUCUCUCCAGGCACCCCCUACGAGCUGACGCUCAGUGCUGUGGCCGGGCCCCAGCAGGUGGCGGGGCCCAAUGCCACCGAGUGGACCUAUCCCUCUGCCCCUCUGGAUCUGGUGCUCAUUCCCCUGCCCUCUGCACUCUGGGCAAGCUGGAAGGCAGGGCCGGGUGCCCGUGAUGGCUACCUGCUCAGGCUGAGCGGGCAAGUGGAAAAGAACAGCACUCGGGGCCCUGGAGCCCUCAAUGCCACAUUCCCGGGGCCCCUGCCUGCUGGACACUACAUUCUGGAGCUGAGGGCUCUGGCUGGGCCCUACAGUACCUGGGCCCGGGCUAGUGCCUGGCUGCAUGAGUCUGCUGCCCAGCCCAGACAGAGCAACGGGACCAAAUUACAGCUGGAUAGGCUGGUGGCCACUGGGGAGCCCAGGAGGCAGGCACAGCUCUAUGAUGAGGGAGCCCCAGGCCUCCUGGGAAACACCUCUGUGCCACCUGCCACCACCCGGAGCACGACCCAGAGCCUCACAGACCAUACCAUCCCUGCUCCUCCUGCCAACCUGAGCCUGGGCCUCGCCUCCCAGCCUCCUGCCCUGAUGGCCUCCUGGAGCCCCCCACCCGGGGACAGGGAUGGCUUCCAGCUGUGGCUUUACCGCUUGCGGCCCCUGACUCUGGAAAGCAGGGAGACUCUGCCUCCGGAAGCUCAGAACUUCUCCUGGGCCCGGCUGUCCCCAGGCACCGAGUUCCUGGUUCAGCUGGCCACCCUGCGGGGGCCAGAUGAGAGCAGCAGAGCCAAUGCCACAGGCUGGACGCCCCCUCUUGCCCCUCCUCUGGUAAAUGUGACCCCUGAAGGUCCCACCCAGCUCCGGGCAUCCUGGGUCCAUGCUCCUGGGUCACGAGAUGGCUACCAGGUGACUCUGUACCAGGAAGGGGCCCAGGCAGGGGUCAGCACCAUGGGAGCUGAGGUGGACAGCACGAGCUUCUCAGCCCUGACCCCAGGCACCCAGUACGAGGUGGAGAUUGUCUCAAAGGCUGGGCCCCUCCGCACGGCAGCUGCCAACGCUUCCGGCUGGACCUCCCCGCUCACGCCCAGUGAGCUGCUGGUGUCCAUGCAGGCGAGCAGCGCCGUAAUCAGCCUGGCCUGGGCCAGCGGCCCCCGGGGGCACGGGCUAUGCCAUGCCCAACUCUCAGAGGCUGGCCGCCUCUCCUGGGAGCAGCCCCUGGGGCUCGGCCAGGCCCACCUCAUUCUAAGGGACCUCACACCCGGACGUAAUCUCUCCCUGUCCAUCCUGUGCCAGGCGGGGCCGCUCCGGGCAUCCACUCACCCCGUGGUGCUGCCUGUUGAGCCUGGCCCUGUGGAGGACGUGCAGUGUCAGCCCGAGGCUACUCACCUGGCCCUGAACUGGAUGGUGCCCUCGGGGGACGUGGACGUCUGUCUGGUGGUGGCGGAGCAGCUGGCCACGGGAGGGGACGCGCACCUCGUCUUUCAGGCCAACACCUCAGGGGACGCGCUCCUCGUGCCCAGCCUUGUGCCUGCCACGUCCUACCGCCUCAGCCUCACCGUGCUGGGCAGGAACGGCCUGUGGAGUCGUGUGGUCACCCUGGUGUGUGCCACUUCUGCGGAGGGCUGGCACCCCCCAGACUUAGCUGCAGCCCCCCAGCUGGAGCCAGAGGCAGGGACAGGAGUGAUGAUCACACGGGGUAUGUUUGGCAAGGACGAUGGGCAGAUUCAGUGGUACGGCAUCAUUGCUACUACCAACAUGUCACUGGUUCGGCCCCCCCAGGAAGCCAUCAACCACACGUGGUACGACCACUACUAUGGAGGAUGUGACUCCUACCUGGCCAUCCUGCUUCCCAACCCCUUCUACCCGGGGCCCUGGGCUGUGCCGAGAUCCUGGAUGGUGCCUAUGGGUACAGAGGACUGUGGCCAGACCCAGGAGAUAUGUAAUGGGCAACUCAAGCCGGGCUCCCAGUACCGGUUCAGUGUUGUGGCUUUUACCAGACACAGCCCUCCUGAGACCAUUAUCUCCUUCUCGGCCUUUUCAGAGCCCCGGGCCAGCAUCUCCGGGGCAGCCAUGCCCCUCCCCGCGGCGGUGGCCAUCAUGGGGGGCUGUGUCCUCACUGUCUGUACCGUGCUGGGCCUGCUGUGCUGGAGGAGGGUGAAGGGGCACAGGGCAGAGAAGACUCGGUUUUCCCAAGAGCUGACAGCUUACAACCUGCGGCGGACCCAUCGGCCCAUCCCAAUUCAAAGCUUCCGGCAGAGCUAUGAGGCCAAGAGUGCGCAUGCUCACCAGGCUUUCUUUCAGGAGUUCGAGGAGCUGAAGGAGGUGGGCAAGGAGCAGCCCAGACUGGAGGCGGAGCACCCGGCCAAUGCCAUGAAGAACCGUUACCCACACGUGCUACCCUAUGACCACUCCCGGGUCAGGCUGACCCAGCUGGAAGGAGAGCCGCACUCCGACUACAUCAAUGCCAACUUUGUCCCAGGCUACACCGACCCUCAGGAAUUUAUUGCCACCCAGGGGCCUCUCAAGAAAACUCUGGAGGACUUCUGGCGGCUUGUGUGGGAGCAGCAAGUUCACAUCAUUGUCAUGCUGACUGUGGGCAUGGAGAACGGGAGGGUGCUGUGUGAGCAUUACUGGCCAGCAGACCCUACCCCCAUCACCCACGGUCACAUCAUGGUCCACCUGCUGGCUGAGGAGCCCGAGGAUGAGUGGACGAAGCGGGAAUUCCAGCUGCAGCAUGUUGCCCAGCAACAGCAGCGGAGGGUGAAGCAGCUGCAGUUCACCACCUGGCCGGACCACAGCGUCCCCGAGGCCCCCCGCUCCCUGCUCACCUUUGUGGAACUGGUACGGGAGCAGGCGAGGGUCAUCCAGGGCACCGGCCCCAUCCUGGUGCACUGCAGUGCGGGUGUGGGCCGCACGGGCACCUUCGUGGCCCUGUCAAGGCUGCUGCGGCAGCUGGAGGAGGAGCAGACGGUGGACGUGUUCAACGCUGUGUAUGCGCUGCGGCUGUACCGGCCCCUCAUGAUCCAGACCCCGAGCCAAUACAUCUUCCUGCACAGCUGCCUCCUGAACAAGAUUCUAGAAGGGCCCUCUGCCACCUUCAAGUUCCAGCCCAUCUCGGUGACAAACUUUGCACAGGCCUGCGCCAAGAGGGCGGCCAAUGGCAACGCUGGCUUCUUGAAGGAGUACAAGCUCCUGCUCCAGGCCAUCAACGACCUGGCUGACUCUUCUGCGCCCCCUCCUGGCUAUGAGCAGGACAGCAUGAGCUCCUACGACGACUAUCAAGUGCGGUUUUCUCCGGUGGAGGACAGCCCCCCUAAUGAGAUGCUCGAAGCCUGUCUUUUCUCUGGUGGGCCUUCGGGCCAUGACCACGUUGUGCUGACUGGCCCUGCCGGGCCCCAGGAGUUCUGGGAGCUGGUGUGGGAGCACGGGGCCCACGUACUGGUCUCCCUGUGCCCGCCUGACACCUGGGAGAAGGAGUUCUGGCCAACGGAGACGCGGCCUAUUGUCACAGACAUGGUGACCGUGCACUGGGUGGCCGAGAGCGACACGGCAGGCUGGCCCUGUACCCUCCUGAGGGUCACACAUGGGAAGAGCAGGAAGGAGAGGCAGGUGCAGAGACUGCUGUUCCCUCGCUGGGAGCCAGGGCGGGAGCUCCCGGCCACCACCCUGCUGCCCUUCUUGGCUGCCGUGGGCCGGUGCUGCUGUCGGGACAAGACGAAGCCGGGCACGCUGCUCAGCCACUCCAGCAAGGGUGUGGCCCAGCUGGGCACCUUCCUGGCCAUGGACCAGCUGCUACAGCAGGCGGGGGCUGAGGGCACCGUGGACAUCUUUAACAUGGCCUUGCAGCAGUCACUGGCCUGUGGCCUCAUGACCCCAACACUGGAGCAGUAUAUAUACCUCUACAACUGUCUGAACAGCGCACUCAUGGACGGGCUGCCUUGAAUCAGCACUGGUCACCGUGCUCAUGCGGGAGCAGAAGA
This is a messenger RNA of Neogale vison (American mink), 4688 nucleotides long. RefSeq names its product receptor-type tyrosine-protein phosphatase V-like. The annotation marks the transcript as partial. Lineage: Eukaryota; Metazoa; Chordata; Mammalia; Carnivora; Mustelidae. Gene Ontology annotation, biological process: protein dephosphorylation. The transcript has 30 exons. Gene Ontology annotation, molecular function: protein binding; protein tyrosine phosphatase activity. The record is from RefSeq and is a predicted model, not a curated record.